Messenger RNA from Triticum turgidum subsp. durum (durum wheat), 1152 nucleotides. NCBI's taxonomy places the organism in Eukaryota, Viridiplantae, Streptophyta, Magnoliopsida, Poales, Poaceae. The record is from the annotation of a GenBank genome assembly.
AUGAUCGAAUUAUACAUUAUAGUUGAUCCCUGUUAUCUUAAUAGCUGGCUUCAGAUUGAUGCUAUACUAUGGAUUGAGGAACUCGCCUUUGUUCUACCUUCAACCUGCAAUGCAAACUACUAUGAUUUCCCGUGUGCACCUUUUGUUGAUGAUGGGUGUAGAAACACAAUAGAGCAUCUUUGCCUUGGUGGUUGUGCCUUCCAUCCGACAGCUGGAUUUGGUUACUUGAGAAGGCUGCAUCUAUUUUGUGUUUGUAUUACGGUGGAUGAAUUAGGAUGCCUUAUUUCCAAGUCUUCUGCUUUGGAGCACUUGACACUAAAGUAUUGCAAUAUGAUCACUUACCUGAAGAUACCUAGCCUGCUACAGCAUCUGAACUACCUGAUGGUGUCUGAAUGCACUAAACUGCAGUUGAUAGAGUGCAAAGCUCCAAAUCUCUCCACCUUUUAUUUCAAUGGUGGACAAGUUAAACUUCUGUUUGGAGAUUUAGUUCAAGUGAAGAGCAUGGGAAUGUAUUGUUUUGAUCGGUGUAACACCAUUUACAAUGCUCGUGCCAACCUGCCAUCCAUUGUGCCCAAUAUUGAAACUCUUAGCAUAUCUUCUGUUAGUGAGGUCAUCAAUACACCAAUUGUGCCUGUCAAAUUCCUCCACCUCAAGUAUUUGUCUAUUUCUCUUGAAGCCGAACAUGGGGCUUUCUCCCCAGUCUACGAUUACUUCUCUCUGGUUUAUUUUCUGGAUGCUUGUCCUGUCUUGGAAACUUUCCACUUGGCUGUGUCGCAGACUCGCAUGAAGCAUGAUUCGGUUUUCGGAGACCCGUCACAUCUUAGGAAGAGGCGAGAAUACUGCCAUGAGAACAUCAAGACUGUAAAGAUCUCUGGGUUUUGCUCUACAAAGAGCACGGUUGAGCUGACAUGUCAUAUUCUUGAGAAUGCAACAUCACUACAGUGCCUUACGUUGGACACGAUAGAUGAUGUUGAUGAUAUUGGUAAGCAUGUUCAUGAAACCGGCGAGUGUAACCCCAUAGGUAGGCAUAUGAUCAAAGAAGCCCGUGAGGCCCUCUUGGCAAUUGAAAGGUAUAUUAUGAAAAAAGGUCCCUCCACAGUAAAGUUAAAUGUUCUAGAGCCUUGCAGGCGAUGCCAUGCUUUUGCUGCUUAG